UUCGGAUUCGGGAGCCGUGCCUUCUCUCCUCCUACAGACAUCACAUCCGGGUCAGUUGGCUGCAACUGUGUGUAUAGCGAGCUCAGUACAGCAACGCAGGCUGAGACAGCUGCUGUGUAUCCAGUGCUGACAUGGAUACGACCACUGGCGUGUGUUGAAACUGUUCACCAUAACAUCAACCUGGGAAGCUAAAACCAGGGACGCCCGCGGACAGGACCGAUCAUUUCUUGCAUGGGUGCCCUCAAGGGAUAGCCACUAUUCAGCCAUGUCCAAAAGCCUGAAGAAGAAAAACCACUGGACCAACAAAGUCUACGAGAGUGUCCUUUGCAGGAAUAAGGAAGGGGAGCUUGGGUUCGAGUUGAAGGGAGGCGCGGAGAAUGGACAGUUCCCAUAUCUUGGGGAGGUUAGGCAAGGCAAGGUGGCCUGCCAGAGCGGCAGACUGUCCCAAGAUGAACUACUCCUUGAGGUCAAUGAAACGCCAGUGGCCGGACUAACCAUCAGGGACGUACAUGCAGUGGUCAGACACAGCAAGGACCCUGUCCGCCUUAAGUGUGUCAAACAAGGGGGCGUCAUAGACAAGGACCUGCGUCACUACCUCAACCUGCGCUUCCAGAAGGCCUCAGUGGACCACGAGCUCCAGCAGAUCAUUAGAGACAACCUCUACCUCCGCACCAUACCCUGCACAACCAGGCAGCCCAAGGAGGGCGAGGUCCCGGGGGUGGACUACAACUUUGUGACUGUUGAUCAGUUUAUGGAAUUGGAGAAAAGUGGAGCCUUACUAGAGAGCGGAACUUAUGAAGAGAACUAUUACGGUACCCCCAAGCCCCCGUGCGAGCCCAGUCCUCUGCUGCUAAAUGUAACAGAUCAGCUCCUGCCGGGCGCACGACCCAGCUCCAAGGGGAAGAGGAAACGGAACAAGUCGGUCAGCAACAUGGAGAAGGCCGGCAUCGAGCCACCCGAGGAUGAGGAAGAGGAGAGACCCGUUGUCAAUGGCAACGGCAAUGGCAUCACCCCAGAGUCCAGCGAACAUGAAGACAAGAGUACAGAUGUCUCCUCGGGGACGUCCCCCCAGACCUGUCCCCCCACUGAGACCCCCACCACCCCUAACAACGAGGUCCCCCAGGAGGAGGGUGGGGAGCUAACCAAGUCACCCCCCAAGCCAGAUGAGAAUGAGAGUGAGCUUGGCCCCCUGCCAGGCAACUGGGAGAUGGCCUACACAGAGAAGGGAGAGGUGUACUUUAUUGACCACAACACCAAGACGACGUCGUGGCUGGACCCGCGGCUGGCGAAGAAGGCGAAGCCACCAGAAGAAUGCAAAGAGGACGAGCUGCCGUAUGGCUGGGAGAAGAUCGAUGACCCUAUUUACGGAAGUUACUAUGUGGACCACAUAAACAGGCGGACACAGUUUGAGAACCCAGUCUUGGAAGCCAAGAGGAGAGUCCAGCAACACCAGCAAAUGCAAGAGCAGGGUCUGUCCUCGCUGCCCCUACCUACUAUCUACAGAGAGAAGCCCCUGUUCACACGGGACGCCACCCAGCUGAAGGGCAGCUUCCUGUCCACGGCCCUGCAGAAGAGCAACAUGGGUUUUGGCUUCACCAUCAUCGGAGGAGACGAGCCAGAUGAGUUCCUGCAGGUCAAGAGUGUCAUACCUGACGGCCCCGCUGCACAGGACGGAAAGAUGGACACAGGUGAUGUCAUCGUGUACAUCAAUGACGUGUGUGUCCUGGGCACCACCCAUGCCGACGUGGUCAAGCUGUUCCAGUCAGUGCCCAUCGGGCAGAGCGUAACCCUGGUGCUGUGCCGUGGCUACCAGCUGCCCUACGACCCCGAGGACCCAAGCGCCGGCGCCACCACCACCCUCCUCUCCCCCCUGGGCCUGAUGGAGCAGCGCCCCCUCCUGGUCAAUGGACGCUCCAACUACGACAGCUACAUGGACUACAUCUCGCGCACGGCACGUUUCGUCCAGGAGCAUGGUGACCAACAUCUCAACGCCCACCACCACCAUCAACCCCCUCCGCCGCCGCACCCCGGCGACACCCACCUGGACGGCUCCUCCCUGACGCCCGGCGGGCCACACGGCGAGGACUCUGUGUCCAUGGCGUCAUCGGGGGCGACGCAGGCGGAGCUGCUGACGCUGACCAUGGUGAAGGGGGCGGAAGGGUUCGGGUUCACCAUCGCAGACAGCCCUACGGGCCAGAGGGUGAAGCAGGUGCUGGAGCCCCAGGGGUGUCCUGGUCUGUGUGAGGGGGACCUGAUCGUAGACAUCAACCAGCAGGGAGUGCAGGGCCUCAGUCACACCCAGGUGGUGGAGCUGCUCAAGGAGUGUGCCGUCGGGGCUGAGACCAGCCUGGUCAUCCAGAGGGGUGGAGGAGGUCACUAUUCACCCUGGAAGACCCCUAAACAGGUGUUGGAGCAGUGGGACGCGGCCCAAGGCCAGGGAGGGGGUCAGGGCAGCCCCCAGACCAGUCUGUCUGCCCCCGUUGUCCCCCACAACGCCCCCUUCCUGACCCGCCACCUUCACAGAGCCUCAGUCCCAGACUCUGCCCUCCCCGAGGGCUUUGAUCUGAGCAGGCCCGACCCCUAUGAUCUCUAUGAGAAGUCCAGGGCUAUCUAUGAGAAUAGUAGGCAGCCAGGCCUGCCACGGACCAUCUUCUCUGUGGACCACUCAGGGGCAGAGUACCAGGAGGUGGAGGUCCACCUGAGGAGGCAGAAGUCCGGCUUCGGCUUCCGCAUCCUUGGGGGAGACGAGGCGGGUCAGCCUGUGAGUCCGGACACCCGUGAGAAGAUCCUGAUUGGGGCCAUCAUAGAGAAGAGCCCUGCGGACAGAGAUGGGCGCCUGCGGCCAGGCGAUGAGCUCAUCUUCGUGGACGGGAUCCCGGUGGCGGGGAAGCCCCACCGCUACGUCAUCGACCUGAUGCACGGCGCCGCCCGCAAUGGACAGGUCAACCUCACCAUCAGGAGGAGGCUACAGGGCCCAGGAGAGCCGUGUCCAGAGAACGGCCGCAGCCCCGGCUCUGUGUCCACCCAGCACAGCUCCCCACGCAGCGACUUCACCAAUGUCACUUAUCCUGGCAACGACGCAGCCCCACCCACUGACGCCAUGGGUACAGGUAGCACCACAGACGGAGAGCCGACCUCCAGCGUGCAGCAGCCACCGAGUGAUGUCAUUAUCCACCGCAAGGAGAGUGAAGGGUUUGGAUUCGUCAUCAUCAGCUCGCUCAACCGGCCCGAGACCGCCACCGCCAUCAACGUGCCCCAUAAGAUUGGGCGUAUCAUCGACGGCAGCCCGGCGGACCGCUGUGGCAAACUGAAGGUGGGUGACCGCAUCCUGGCGGUGAACAGCCAGUCCAUCAUCAACAUGCCCCACGCCGACAUCGUUAAGCUCAUCAAGGACGCCGGCCUCAGCGUCACCCUCCGGAUCAUACCACAGGAAGAGCUGAGCCCGUCAGCCCCUAGCUCACAGAAACAGAGCCCAGCAGUGACCCAACAGCACAGUCCUCAGGCCCAGCCCAGUCCCACCGUGGGCCAGCCCAGCCCUGCUGUCACCCAGCCCAGCCCUGCUGUCACCCAGCCCAGCCCUGCAGUCACCCAGCCCAGCUCCCUGACCCACCAGAGCCCCAUCACACAGACCCCAGCCCCCCCACCCCAGAUCUACACCCACGACAGCAGUUACAGGUCAGAGGUGAAAGCGAGGCAGGAUGUAAAACCGGACAUCCGUCAGCCUCCAUUCACAGACUACAGACAGCCCCCGUUGGACUACAGACACCCUCCUGUAGCAGACUACCGCCAGCCACCCACCCUGGACUACAGACACCCUCCUCUGAUGGACUACAGACAGCUGUCCACUGACCCCAGGCACUUCCCUAUGCCUGUGCCCCACGACUACAGACAGAUCCAGCCACAGAUGCCACAAGUCUACCAGGACUUUGACUUCUUCACCGUGGAGCUGGAGAAGAGUGUGAAGGGGUUUGGCUUCAGUAUCCGUGGAGGGAGGGAGUACAAGAUGGACCUGUUUGUCCUGCGACUGGCCGAGGACGGACCCGCCAUCCGCAACGGGAGGAUGAGGGUAGGGGACCAGAUCAUUGAGAUCAAUGGGGACACCACCAGGGACAUGACCCACACCCGGGCCAUCGAGCUCAUCAAGUCAGGGGGCCGGCGGGUGCGUCUGCUCCUGAAGAGAGGCACAGGGCAGGUCCCAGAGUAUGCAGACAGUACCUCCCCCUGGGAUGCACGCCCUUCAGCCUCCCCAAGUCUGUCGGAAGUAGCCCUGCCCCCAGACACUCUGACCAUGCCAUCGCCCUCAUCUCAUCUGACCCCGCCCCAGCAGCCCCCAGGCCCCGACCUGGCUCGCCUGCCACCGCAGGAGGUCCCGUGGGAGCCGGCGGCGCAAGAGAGCAGGAGGGUGGAGCGCUCCCAGAGCCCCCGGAAGGCCUCGACCGAGCCGCAUAAUCCGGAUCAGACCGGCCACGGGAGGAGGGACCGCGACCAGCCCAGUGGGAGUGGUUGCAGUAGUGGGAGGGCCAAGCAGAAGGAAGGUGGCAGGUCCACCUGCAGAGGGAGCGGCCCCAAAGACGGAGGGCCGGUGGGGAGGGAUGAGCUGCUACCUGGGGGAGGGGAGCCCAAAAGCUCCUCCAGGGGGAGGUCUAAGGAGAGGAUAGCUGGGGAGAGCAGCAGCACGUCCCACGGGAAAAGAGAACCCACACAGUCCCCGACGAAAAACUCCCAGCCCUCAUACACAAACUCUAACGGGAACGGCGGCAGCGGUGCUGGUACUCAGAGCGGCAGCAGCAGUCACCCAGACGUUAGUGUCGGGCAUCAGGGGGAGCCGGGGCAGGAGAAGCCCAGACCCAGAGAGGCAGAGAGGGGCCCUGGAGAGACCCGGCCCUGCCGCCCCACCAAGAGCACUGGCAGUGGCAGCGCAGCAGCAGGUAGGAAGGCCACCGUGUCCCCUGGGCCCUGGAAGAUCCCCGGCUCUGACAAGCUGCCCAGCACCCUGCGCUCGGGCACGUCCACUGUGAGCAGAUAACACCUUGGAGUAUACCCACUACCAGACCCCCAGGCCGGGCUACACUAAGCCUGGCUAGCCCCUUCAUUGUCUCCCCUCGCCCUGCCUCCCCUACCCCACCCUCUAGACCUCAGAUGUAAAGGGGGGUUCCUCCAUGCGUUUUUAGAGAACCAUUUUUAUUUAUAUUGUACUCUAAAUUAUUUUGAGAGAUAUUUUACACCGACCACCUUAAGAACUGGAAAGCAUCCACUUAAAAAUUCAAAACAAGAAGAAACCAAGCAGAAUGUGUGUAGCGUGACGGGAUCCUUGAGCAGUGUUAAGGGGUUCGAAUACAGGAAGUUCAUUUGGAAGUGCUCAAAUCCCCACAGCACUCCAGUCCAGGACGUACAUGCAAAUUGAACCACUCACCGAUUGGUUGACUGUGACACUGCAGUUAUUUUAUACAACGGAGUCUAUUUUAUGAAAAGGAAUGUUGAAGAGGGGUUGCCUGUUUUUGUGUAUUUUGAAAA
Molecule: messenger RNA, 5514 nt
Organism: Oncorhynchus gorbuscha (pink salmon)
Lineage: Eukaryota; Metazoa; Chordata; Actinopteri; Salmoniformes; Salmonidae
Gene: magi2a
Product: membrane associated guanylate kinase, WW and PDZ domain containing 2a
Exons: 22
Coding region: 266-5026 (1586 amino acids)
Biological process (GO): receptor clustering; signal transduction
Cellular component (GO): cytoplasm; dendrite
Molecular function (GO): beta-1 adrenergic receptor binding; SMAD binding; signaling receptor complex adaptor activity
Source: RefSeq, a predicted model, not a curated record